AUGGAUGCCUUCACAUCUUUCGUUUCCACCAUCAAGUUUGAAACUGCCAUUGCUUCUAUGUACCUCAGCAAUGCAGCAGUGGACCAGAUUUUCCCGCUGAGUGCAGCGCGCCAUUUUGACGAUGAGACCUUCCAGGGAGGACGGGAUAUCAUCACUGAAGGUGUUUCUGCAGUGAAGGCCCAUGCUAAGUUAGAAAACUAUUUCAGAGGGAGGUUGUCUCUAGGGCAAAUCUGUCACACUCUACAGGACUUCUACAGCCACAGUAACUGGGUAGAGCUGGGAAAUAAAGCUCCAUACAGUGCUCUGAUCAGACCUGACCAACCUCUUGAGAACUUGGCAGGACGAAAUACUCCAACAUGCAGAAAUUGUGUAGGAGAGAACUGUACCAACAACAUUCUGCCUGACGUGCAGAACCAGGGACUUCUGACUUCAGGCUACUUCAGCAUUAUAUUCUCAUCAAAACCCACAGGUAAAUGCAGUCACGGUGGAUUCUUUGACCGCACAAGCAGGAAAGAUCCAGUGGGAGAGAUCAAUAAGGAUACACUUGAUUCCAGUCAUGGCUUCCGUCACAAUGAAGCAGCUAAUCUGGCUAUUCGUGCCACUAUGGAGCUUCUGGAGGAUGUCAGAUUAGCUGCUGGAGACACAAACUUCAUGAGACUGAUGGGCCUCUCCCAGUCUCCUGUGUUGUGUUUUGUCAUAGACACAACAGGAAGUAUGAGUGAUGACAUUGAUGAAGCAAAGAGGGUUUCUUUUGAGAUCAUUGACAGAAAAAGGGGAACAGGACAGGAACCCUCUGGUUAUAUAUUGGUACCUUUCAAUGACCCAGAUUUUGGACCGAUAGUUAUGACAUCUAAUGCAGACGUCUUCAAAGGACAGAUGAACAGUUUGACUGCGGAAGGAGGAGGAGAUACCCCAGAAAUGGCCUUGUCUGGACUGCAGGUGACAACACAAUGGACUGUUUUCUACUUAUUUGAUUUGGGAGAAAAAAAUGGUAAAGUAUAGAGACAGUAUUAUCAAAAUGACCUUUUAUUAUUAAACACGUGCUGUUGAGGUGGCCAGAAAUGCCACUUUUCACUCA
Messenger RNA from Oreochromis niloticus (Nile tilapia), 1078 nucleotides. RefSeq names its product von Willebrand factor A domain-containing protein 7. The coding region runs from base 1 to 1002 and encodes 333 amino acids. The record is from RefSeq and is a predicted model, not a curated record. NCBI's taxonomy places the organism in Eukaryota, Metazoa, Chordata, Actinopteri, Cichliformes, Cichlidae. The transcript has 7 exons.